Lolium rigidum is the source of this 636-nucleotide messenger RNA. RefSeq names its product E3 ubiquitin-protein ligase ATL23-like. The coding region runs from base 1 to 636 and encodes 211 amino acids. The transcript has a single exon. Lineage: Eukaryota; Viridiplantae; Streptophyta; Magnoliopsida; Poales; Poaceae. The record is from RefSeq and is a predicted model, not a curated record.
AUGGUUUCGCGGAGAAGCAGCAACCUCGUGUUGCUGGCCAUCACCAUCGCCCUCCUCGCCAUCCUCCUGAUGUACCUGCUCUACCGCCGCUGCCGGUCGCGCCUGUCAGAGCGGCGCGCUCGCCACGACGAUGAGCCGCUUCCUACCCCUCACCUCGGGCUGAGCAUGCACGGCAUCGCUGCGCUCCCCACGUUCACGUACGGGGCGCGGGCGGCGGCGGUGGAGUGCGCCGUGUGCCUGCAGGAGCUGGAGCACGGUGACGUGGUGCGCGUGCUGCCGGCGUGCACGCACUUCUUCCACAGCAGCUGCCUCGACCCCUGGCUGCGCGCGCACGCAUCGUGCCCGGUGUGCCGUGCACACCCGGAGCCAGAGCGCCUGCGACCGGGCGGGGCUGCCCUUCCGCCGCCGUUGCCGCAGCUGCGUCACUGUGAACUGUCGCCGGAGCGGCCUACAUCGACAAGGAUCUUCGCAGACGACAUCUUCGCACGAUCGCCGCUGAGGAAUGAAGGCUCGACGAGCGGGUCGAAUGACAGGGUCAUCUCCAGGUCGCCGUCAAGGGCACCCAUGGUGGACGAGGCGUGUUCAUUGGAACGCACAUAUGCGAGCGGCAUCGCCAUCCCCGCCGGCGACGUUUAA